Messenger RNA from Ipomoea nil (Japanese morning glory), 2130 nucleotides. RefSeq lists its product as uncharacterized. The record is from RefSeq and is a predicted model, not a curated record. Gene Ontology annotation, biological process: DNA repair; telomere maintenance. Gene Ontology annotation, molecular function: DNA helicase activity. Lineage: Eukaryota; Viridiplantae; Streptophyta; Magnoliopsida; Solanales; Convolvulaceae. The coding region runs from base 1 to 2130 and encodes 709 amino acids. The transcript is spliced from 3 exons.
AUGGAUGAAGCAGGUAAUGAGAUUGUCGAUGAGAUAAACAUGUACUAUGAUUGUAGAUACGUAUCUGCAUCCGAAGCAGCUUGGAGAUUGUUUAGUUUUGAAGUCCAGUAUAGAACUCCCCCUGUUGAGCGAUUGAGCUUCCACUUGCCGGAUUGCCAAUCAGUUGUUUUCCAAGACGAUGAUAGUAUUGAUAAUGUACUCAAUAGAGAAACUGUUGGUCAAAGCAUGUUUAAUGCAUGGUUUUUAGCCAACCAGAAUUACAAAGAAGCGAGUUUGUUGACUUACAUUGAGAUGCCUACCAAAUUUGUUUGGAAAAAAAACAUCCGUGAAUGGCAUCCAAGAAAGACCAAUAGAACCUCAAUUGGUCGAAUAUUCUAUGUACCUCCAGCUUCAGGUGAGAUAUAUUAUUUGAGGUGUCUAUUGAACAUAGUCCGUGGUCCAAAAAGUUUCAAAGACAUUAGGACAGUUAACGGUGUUGAGUACUUCACGUUUAGAGAUGCGUGUUAUGCGCAUGGAUUGCUAGACGACGAUAAAGAGUACAUUGAUGCUAUAAAUGAGGCAAGCUACUGGUCAACUGCACAUUCAUUGAGGAAGCUAUUUGUUGUUUUACUAACAUCAUCCUCAAUUAUUAGACCCGAAAAUGUUUGGAAUCAAGUUUGGCAACAUCUGUGUGAAGAUGCUCAACAUUAUCAAAGAAGAGUAUUAAAACAACAAGGUUAUACGUAUAACAAUUUGGAUGUUGCUAUUAUAACAGAUUUGGUAUUAACAGAGGAAGAGAAAAAGAACUUUGGAUUAUUGGAAUUGGAAAACCUGUUGGGGCAACAGAACAAGUCUUUAAAAGACUUUCCUCCGAUGCCCACACCAAGUACUGAUAAUACAAGGUUGUUUCAAAAUCGAUUAGUUUUUGAAGAAUUGAGUUACAAUACGGAACAAUUGAAGACAGAUUCUGAAUUGAUGUGUGCCAAACUAACAGAAGAACAAGGUCUCAUUUUUUAUACUGUUAUCCAAGAUAUUGCAACCAAUAAAGGUGGUUUAUUUUUUGUUUAUGGAUACGGUGGGACAGGAAAGACUUUUUUAUGCAGAGCGUUAUCCGCUGCAGUCCGGUGCAAAGGCCAGAUCGUUUUAAAUGUCGCAUCAAGUGGCAUAGCUUCUUUGUUGUUAGCAGGUGGUCGAACAGCUCACUCGAGAUUUGCAAUACCUAUUGCAAUAAAUGAGGACUCUACCUGUAACAUUAAACAAGGUAGCGACUUGGCUGAAUUGUUGAUAAAAACGAGCUUGAUAAUUUGGGAUGAAGCCCCUAUGAUGCACAAACAUUGCUUUGAAGCGUUAGAUCGAACCAUGCGAGAUUUAUUGCGUUUUGUUGACCCUAACAGUGAAAUGAAGACGUUUGGUGGUAAAACAGUGGUCCUGGGUGGAGACUUCCGCCAAAUUCUUCCAGUAGUUCCAAAAGUUGGAAACACUGACCCCGAGCAUCUGAUAGGUCGUGCUAUACUUGCACCAACGCUGGACGUUGUCAACGCAGUUAAUGAAUAUAUGACUGAGCUGCAUAAUGCCGAAAGCAGGUCCUACUAUAGUUCAGACGCAGUUUGCAAAGCCGACGGUGAUAAUGGUAUACUUGGAGAUGUACACACCCCGGAAUUUCUAAAUAGCAUUCGUGUGUCGGGUCUACCAAAUCAUACACUGAAUUUGAAAAUUGGCUCACCAGUAAUGUUAAUGAGAAAUAUUGACCAUUCUCUUGGGUUGUGCAAUGGAACUCGGUUGAUAAUCACAAAGUUAGCAGACCAUGUUAUUGAAGGUGAGCUUCUCACUGGUCCCAACAAAGGUACAAAAGUGUUAAUUCCCCGAAUGUCAAUGUCACCCUCGGAUCCAAGAUUACUGUUCAAGUUUCAACGAAGGCAAUUCCCAUUGAUGCUUUCAUAUGCGAUGACCAUAAACAAAAGUCAAGGCCAAACGUUGACUCAUGUAGGGUUAAUACUAAAGAAACCGGUUUUUGUACACGGUCAGUUGUACGUAGCUGCAUCUCGGGUUAAUAAUCCAGACGGUCUGAAAAUACUGAUUGUAAAAGACUCAAGUUCAACUACUACAUCAACCACUAAUGUUGUAUAUCAUGAAGUUUUCAAUAAUUUGUAA